Molecule: messenger RNA, 1842 nt
Organism: Amphibalanus amphitrite
Lineage: Eukaryota; Metazoa; Arthropoda; Thecostraca; Balanomorpha; Balanidae
Product: protein croquemort-like
Exons: 11
Coding region: 270-1751 (493 amino acids)
Cellular component (GO): cytoplasm; membrane
Molecular function (GO): scavenger receptor activity
Source: RefSeq, a predicted model, not a curated record
UUUUAAUGCCUUUCCAUUCUUCUUUCAAGUUUUGGCUGGUCCAGGGCACUGAGGGCUGGUCUUGACGUGAUUUUUUAUAGUGCUUUGCUUCAGUUACGUUUUUUUGUCUGUAUCUGAUUUUUUGUCCUGUCACUGGACUGGAGACUCAGACUGGAGAGUGAAGAAAAGUUUUGGUUUUCAGGUUACACAUACCAGAGAGCUUGACAGCUCUGUCGUGUACCAGGAGGUGAGCCAGCUGAGUGCAUCAGUCAGUGCCGACUGUUGCUGUGAUGGUCUCCUCUGCUGCCUGCCAGCGUGGUCUGCUGGCGUCUGGUGCUGUCACCCUGUUGGUCGGUGUGGUGGCCGUCACUCUGCACCAGCGGCUGUAUGACUCCAUCUUGGACAAGCGGCUGCACCUGACUCCCGACUCGGAGGGCUACGAGUUCUGGCGCACGCUGCCCGUGCCCAUCUUCAUGAAGUUCUACAUGUGGAACGUGACUAAUUCCGCCGAGGUGGUCUCGAGCCACGCGCGGCCCGUCCUGGAGCAGCUGGGCCCCUACGUGUACAGUGAGAAACAUCUGAAGGUGAACAUGACGUGGAACGCCAACAACACCGUCACCUACCAGCAGGUGAAGACGUGGCACUUCGAGCCGGACCUGUCGGCCGGCCGGCUGGACGACAACGUCACCAGCCUCAACGUGCCGCUCCUGGCGGCGGCGGCGCUGAUCAAGGACAUGAACCUGCUGGUAAAGUUCAUGUUCAACGAACUGGUGAACCAGGUGGGCUCGCAGAUAUUCGUGACGAAGACGGCCCGCGAGCUGCUGUUUGACGGCUACGACGACCCGCUGCUGGAGGCAGCCGCCGUCGCCAAGUACCUGGCCAACAUCUCCAUACCGUUCGACAGGUUCGCCUGGUUCUACAGCCGGAAUGGCUCCAACUACUACGACGGCGUAUUCAACAUGGAUACGGGCGCCGAGGUCACCCAGCUGGGCCGGCUCCACUACUGGAACACCACCAACGCCACGGCCGCCUUCCAGCCGCCCUGCAACAUGAUCAACGGCUCGACGGGGGAGCUGUUUCCCCCGCGGCGGCGGCGCGACCACGUCGAGCUCUACUCCACGGACAUCUGCCGCUCCCUGCGGAUUCCCUACAAGGAGGAGGUGUCGGUGUACGGCCUGGACGGGUACCGGUACCAGGCCGAUGAGCUGCUGUUCGCUGCGCCCCAGACCAACCCGGACAACUGGUGCUUCUGCACCGGCGACUGCCCACCGGCAGGUCUGCUCAAUGAGACCCUGUGCCGGUUCGGAGUGCCCGCGUUCGUCUCCUUCCCGCACAUGUUGUACGCCGACCCGGCGGUCCUGGAUCAGACCGUGGGCCAGGAGCCCAACGAGACGCUGCACAACUUCAACAUCGCCGUGGAGCCGCUGACCGGGGUACCACUGGCCGUCCGCGCCCGGCUCCAGAUCAACAUGCUGCUGAGGCCCGACACAGACGUUGUGCUGUUGCGCAACGUCUCCACCGUCUACGUGCCGAUGCUGUGGUUCGAGAACACGGUGGACGUGACGCCGGCGAUCGCCGCCCGGUUCUCUGUGAUCGCGCGCGUGCUGCCGGCGGUCCUGUCUGCCGGCAGUCUGACACUGGCGGCGCUGGGCGGCGCGCUGCUGGUGGCCGGCCUGCUGCUGCUCGGCGCCCUGCGCAGCCGGCCGGCGCCGACCGACGGCGAGCCGCUGCUGGACGACAGCACGGCGGACGGCGCGGCCGGCGAGCGGUGACCGGUCACCUCAGCCGUGACCUGAGGCCGGUGACCGGUCAGCUCAGCCGCCCGCUGACCUGAGGCCGGUGACCGGUCAUCUCAGCCGUGAC